Molecule: messenger RNA, 1242 nt
Organism: Monopterus albus (swamp eel)
Lineage: Eukaryota; Metazoa; Chordata; Actinopteri; Synbranchiformes; Synbranchidae
Product: Na(+)/H(+) exchange regulatory cofactor NHE-RF3-like
Exons: 9
Coding region: 1-1242 (413 amino acids)
Biological process (GO): protein localization to plasma membrane
Cellular component (GO): apical plasma membrane
Molecular function (GO): signaling receptor binding; protein-membrane adaptor activity
Source: RefSeq, a predicted model, not a curated record
AUGGAGACUCGCUCAUCCCGUACUGACUACCCUUCUUUGACUGGCGUCAACUACGGAUGCUUCAGGCAUUGGGUGCCCCCUGGGGAGCUGGAUCAGAGAGUGGUGCCCAGACUGUGCCAUCUGAAGCGUCUGGAGGGACAGAGCUUUGGCUUCUACCUACAGGUGGACCAGCGUGGCCGAGGCCUUGAGAUCAGAGAUGUGGAGCCAUGGAGUCCUGCAGACCACAGUGGCCUCACAGACGGAGACAGAGUGCUGGAGGUCAAUGAGGAAUACGUAGACAACAUGGACUUCAAAAGGGUGGUGAGGAUGAUCCAGUCAUGUGGCCUACACCUGUUUCUCCUGGUGUUGAGGAGAGCAGAGUAUGAACAGGCAGUGCGUAUGGGUCUGGACCUGAAGGCGCUGGCUGCGGCCUCCAAAGGGGACCGCUGGUCCAGACCCAGACUGUGUCACAUCAGCAGACACUCGGAGCACGGCCUGGGGAUAACCAUCAUGGAAGGUCGGAAGGGCCAGUACAUUGUGAGCACUGUGACUGACAGUCCAGCAGAGAAAGCUGGUGUCCGCACUGGGGACAGACUGAUCUGGAUCAACGGGGUUCUGGCGUCAACAUUCACACACUCCACUCUAAGCAGAACUGUGAAGAAGAGUGGGGACUCAGUGACCGUGUUGGUCAUUGACAGUGAGAGUGAGUCUUGUUAUGUCAGGAGGAAGAUGCCCAUCCUGCCAGUGGUGGCGGAACGCUGCAGCCUCCCCCAUGCUGCCAAGAACAUACACCUGGUUAAAGGCCCCGAUGGGUACGGCUUCCUGCUAAGACAAGAGAGGCUGGCAGGUACUCGACGGAUAGUUCAUAUGCUGAGGGAGGUAGAUGUGGACAGUCCAGCUGAGGAGGCAGGGAUGGAGGAUGGAGAGCUGCUGCUGGCUGUCAAUGGGGAACCUGUUGAAUCCUUGGAGCAUGAGGACAUUGUCCAGAAGAUUAGACAGAGUGGUGAUAAAGUCAUGCUCACCUCUAUAUCCAUGCCAGGACGAGAUUUCUACAGAGAGUUAGGCAUUUCUCCCCUGCUGUUCCAUAAAGACGCUACACCGCAGGAUGAGAGACAGCAGACCGUCUCCCGCCGCACUGAGAACCAGAGGGAAGCUUCUCUGACAUAUCCCACAGCGUCUGUUCAGGACAGAAAGGAGACCGGCUCUGCUUUCCCCUCAGACUGUGUCCCGGAUCACUCAGGAUAUUUAAUCACAACGCUAUAG